UCUGUUGUCAGUUCCCGAGGUGGGUGGAUCAAGACAGAACAACCACAAUACAGAAUUCAUCGUAUUGGGUACGCGGUGCGUACGUGCGUCUGGAACAUUACAAUGGAACAUUUGCGACGAGUCAAUCAUUGCAGCAAAUCGGCUUUGUUCCAAAUACUUCGUUUUUUGUCAGCGGAAACGACGGCUGUCAAAGAAUUUAACGAAAUCCCAGGACCAACAUCUCUGCCUCUGGUCGGCACCCUUUACCAAUAUUUACCUGUAUUCGGUAAGUACAAAUUUGACCGAUUACAUCACAAUGGGUUGGCGAAACUCCGUCAGUACGGACCAGUUGUCCGGGAAGAUAUUGUGUCCGGCGUGUCCAUAGUGUGGAUAUUCAAACCAGAAGACAUCGAGACGCUUUACCGGAAAGAAGGCAGGUACCCAGAGAGACGUAGUCAUUUGGCAUUACAAAAGUACAGAUUGAGCAAACCAGAUGUGUACAACACUGGAGGACUUUUGCCCACAAAUGGCUCGGAUUGGUGGAGACUUAGAAAGGCGUUCCAAAAACAUUUGAGUAAGGUCCAAUGCAUCAAACGGUACGUGGAUAGUACGAACACAGUAGUCGGAGAAUUUAUAGAUCGAAGAAUAAAACGCGCAGAACGCAGAGACGAUUUCGGCCCCGAACUAUCCAGGCUCUUCCUAGAACUGACGUACUAUAUCGCCUUCGACGAGCGACUACAGCGGUUCAAAAACGAAGAAUGGAACUCAGAUUCGGAGUGUUCGAAACUGAUCAAGGCGGCUCAUGACAUAAACAGUGCGAUAAUGAAGACUGAUAAUGGACCACAACUAUGGAGGAAGUUUGACACCCCCAUGUACAAAAGUAUACGAAAAGGACACGAACAAAUUGAAAAAAUUGCACUUAAAGUUGUAAAUGAAAAAUUAAUCAGUAUUAAAUCGACAGACUCCGCAUCAUUGUUGGGAGAAUACUUGAGCUCAGGCGACACGGACUUCAAAGACGUAAUUGGAAUGACUGUGGACACUUUGUUAGCUGGAAUCGACACGGCGACGUAUUCGUGUUGUUUCGGACUGUACCAUUUGUCGUCGAACCCGGACGUUAGGGAGAAAAUGUUCGACGAGGCGCGGGCCCUGCUACCAGACAACCACACACCAGUCACCGAUAAGGUGUUAGAGCGGGCCGUGUACGCGAAAGCGGUCGUCAAGGAGAUGUUCCGGAUGAAUCCGAUAUCGGUGGGCGUCGGCCGGAUACUGCCCGAGGAAUGCGUGUUUUCCGGGUACAGAGUCCCGGCAGGAACGGUCGUCGUCACGCAAAACCAGGUGAGCUGCCGUCUGGAAGAAUACUUCCGGCGACCCAACGAAUUUGUGCCAGAGAGAUGGCUAAAGGACACUGCCGAAUACGAGCCGGUCAGUCCGUAUUUGGUCUUACCUUUCGGCCACGGACCUAGGACGUGCAUAGCGAGACGUUUGUCUGAACAAUUCCUACAGGUCGUGCUUAUAAAAAUCGUCAGAAACUUUGAGAUGACAUGGACGGGACCAAAGUUGGACAGUAAAUCAUUAUUGAUAAACAAACCGGACGGACCGAUAUCUAUAAUAUUCAAGACCAGAGACUGAACAAUAUAAUAUUUCAAUUGUAAUCCCUUCACUUGGUAUAAAAACAAAUACAUACCAUUCCAACGAAUUAUAAUUUAUAUAAGAUGUAUUUUGAUAUUAUAAUGCAGCUCGAAAACGUUUUGGAAGAAAAUUAUUGUAUUUUACUGCAACAGGCGUUUGUGGAUAUUAUUACAUUAAAACCUAUUGUUUAGUUAUGCACUUAUGCAUGUACUCACAGGGCUUGGAACCGGGUAUAAUCUAAUAUCGGUUUUUUUUUUAAUUUUCUUACAUACCGUAAUCAAAAUCAAAACUUUAAAAAAACCAUUACCAUAACACAAACCGUUGAAAUGAAUAUUGGUUUCAAGCGUUGGCUCUUCGUGGCUUAAAUUUGAGCCUAAAGUAAAUCGUAUCUGAAGUUAUUUGCCAUGCAACAAAUGGAAGAUAAAUUGUUUAAUCAUCUGGAAGUCUCAACUAAUUUUAGAUAUAUAAUUUAAAAACAUACUAUUUUUUUAGAAAAGUUUUAAUAAAACGUAUAAUGAAUAUAAUUAAAUCAAAAUAUUUUUUAAAAAAAUUACUUAUGAGUACUACUGAUAUUGGAUACUUUUAUAGUUUAUUUAAUUAAUUAAUUUUUUUUUUCAAAAAUACCUAUAUACCGUUUUGAUAUUAAAUUAUUAUCAAGAUGCAUUGAUUUAAAAUUAUUCAUUUCGUAUAAGAAAAUUUGAAAAUUCGAUAUUAUAUAUACGUAGAUAAGUGUUAUUGACGUAUAUUAUAAUGUACGAGAGCGGUACUGAACUUUUGUGUAAAAAAUAUUUAUGAUACCCAAGAUAAAACAAAUUAUUUAUGCUACAUUUUUAAAAUAAAGUUAAAAGUGAACUGUGGGGGUUAUAUCACAUAUACCCACCUUAGAGUAUUGACUAACGGUAUGUCGGUACACAAUUUAUUGCUUUCAAGACCAAUAUCUAGUACAACAUUAUUAAUAAUAAUAUUAUAUACAUAUUGUGUUUGUCAAGUAAAAUUGUUUAAGCAAAAAUGUUUUAAAAAGUUUUUCCUUUCAACUUAACCAUUAUCUAUAAGUCUUUCUAAAAUAAAAUAAUAUAUUAUUAUUUUAUUAAUUUAUUGGUGACCUAUACACAAAGUUUAAAUACAACAUUAUUUGUGACUUAAUAUUUAGUCGCUAAGAUCGGGUUGAGAAACGUUAGGAUAAUAGUUAAACAUCUGAAAUCGACAUUUUAUCAAAAAAUCAAGAAGUAGAUCUUAAUUAAAUUAAUCCAUAGUAAUGUUAUGUAACCCGCGAGUAAAAUGUGUAACUUAUAUAAAAAUCAUGAACUAAGAUAGUAUAUGGACUAGAAACUGCGGAUUAAAACGUUGUUUGUUUGUAGUAUGUAGGUUUAUGAGUUUAUGACCUUAAAUAAAUUGAAUUGGGUAUGACUAUAAUUGACUAUACAUUUUUGUUUAAAACAAAAUAUUAAGGUAUAUUUAAAUUGUGGCCUGUGAAAAAUGUAUAUUUAUUUUUUGGCCCUUGACAUAAAUCCCCUGAUUUAAAUAAACAAAAAAAUAUUUGAUUCUCGUGAGCCAACAAAUCCCUAAGUGGGCCACUCUUUAAAAUGCAAAAUUUAAAAAUUUGACUUUGAGGUGCACAUGCUUGGGUAUAUAGGAUUUUCUGUGUACCAAAUAUCAUUACCACGAGUGCUAUAGACUUGGGUAUGGAUCGCUUACACGCACACGCACACUCAAACAUUACCUUUUAUUAAUUAUAGAUAGGUAGCCAGAUAGAACAUUUAUCAAUUCAUCCUAAAAUUAAAAAUAAUAUCCUUACGAUUAAGUAUUAACCAUCCAAUUUUACAAUGUAACAAUU
Molecule: messenger RNA, 3442 nt
Organism: Metopolophium dirhodum (rose-grain aphid)
Lineage: Eukaryota; Metazoa; Arthropoda; Insecta; Hemiptera; Aphididae
Product: cytochrome P450 302a1, mitochondrial-like
Exons: 9
Coding region: 103-1608 (501 amino acids)
Molecular function (GO): iron ion binding; heme binding; monooxygenase activity
Source: RefSeq, a predicted model, not a curated record